AUGAAGUCCGUUCAGAUCAUGCUUACCUCGGACAAGACCCCUCAACAGCAGCUUGGAGACCUGCUACCAGCAGAGGGAUUUGAUGUCGCCUUCUCCCAUCUCACGUUCCACCACGUCCCGAGUAUUCCUGAGACUCUUCUUGCCGUGAUGAGCUGCCUGAAGGAGCACACCGGGGUUGUCGCCAUUUCAGAUUUCGAAGCAGAACCCCAUGCAGCAGAAUUCCACCCCUCCAAUAUCCACGCUGAGUUGGAGAAGCACGGACUGGGGGUGGAAGACCUGGAAAGGGAUAUGAAAGCAGCAGGUCUACAAGAAGUGAAGGUGCUGCGUCCAUUCAAGAUUGACAAGGAGGUGGAGAGUGGCGGGUCCAAGAAGUUCCAGUUUAUUCUUGGCUUGGGCACACGCCCUUGA
Messenger RNA from Closterium sp. Naga37s-1, 408 nucleotides. The record is from the annotation of a GenBank genome assembly. NCBI's taxonomy places the organism in Eukaryota, Viridiplantae, Streptophyta, Zygnematophyceae, Desmidiales, Closteriaceae.